Messenger RNA from Schistosoma guineensis, 3600 nucleotides. The record is from the annotation of a GenBank genome assembly. Lineage: Eukaryota; Metazoa; Platyhelminthes; Trematoda; Strigeidida; Schistosomatidae.
GCAUUUGAAGAGCGCUGAUUUGGGUUUUAAGCGUUACUCAGGUUGUAUGUUAGUUAGGUUGUUGAACGGUAGUGAUACGAGGUGGUAUUAUCAAACUUCAAAUCAUUUAGGUUUCCCUGUGUAAUAACUUUUAGAUGUACCUAUAAACUCGAAGCACGACACCUAACCGGUGUUCACCAGAGCUACCCACUAUCCCCAUUCUCACCUACUUUAACCAUUAAUGCGAUCUUUGUUGUAAUAACAUUUCCAACCACCUUUUCAGAAGUUCAAUAUCCUACCAUAUGAUUCACUUGACUUAGAACACAAGGAUCACAUAGUUCUGCUUGGUGAAGACACUGACAAAGUGCAAGGUCUUCUAAUCACUCUGAGCAAUAACGCAAGAUCAUUUAAAAUGUGUUUUGUCUCUCAAAUACAAAAUGUUGCUUUAGGACUGGUCUAAACCAACACCUAAACUAAUGAUAGUCUGUGAAGUAGUUUAGUUCAUUGACCACUUCAUUUAUCUAAGUGGUCUAGUCAGCUGUGAUGUGUUUGUGUCUGGUGAUGUGGCGUUACGAAUCCGGAAAGUUCGGUUGACUUUUGGUCAAUUGUGUCACUUGUGGUGUAUGUGGAGUGUCCAUCUACCGACUAAAGGACAAGUAUACUGGACAGUAACUUGUCCUAUCCUACUUUAUUGUUGUGAAGGAUAGUCUAUGAAAAUAGAUAUGAGUAGGCCGAAUGGUUUUUGAUCAUGGGAGCUUUGAAGCAUUGCUUGCGUUUCUCCGAACGACCGAGUUAGCAAUGUUGAUGUCUGACAAAUGUGUCAGAUUGGUCGGUGAGUCUAUAAAUCUUCACUGACUAAAGUAGUUAGGACAUAUGUUACGUAGGACCAAUCACUGCCUGCCUCAAAGAGUAAUGCUUGCUGGUGCAGUAUUAGGUUGGAAGAAAGAUAGGGGUGACCAAACAAGGACGUGGCAUCAGCCUAUAAAGUCACAGACUGUUGUCUGAACUAUGUAGGCAGAUGCAAACUACUUGUUUGAGUCCACAUGAUAACCGCCACCAGCGAUCGGAGACUUUAAAUGACAGCUCAGAAUAAUUCACAACGACGAGGCAAAAUAUCUCCCUAAGAAAACCACCUGCUUGUGUUUGGGCGCCUGGGUAUUAUUCCAGCCCUCAUAAAUCAAAUUAUUUUUGUGGCGCAUAUAUAUUUGGUGCCUCCUUGUGCCAAUGUGUUUAAAUAAAUGGAUAAAAUGCAUUUAGUCCCUAGCUACCUCUUGGUUUCAGACUUCAGUAUCCCUUCAUCCAGAACUUUCCUGUCUUGUCAAACAAUAUUCUCAAUGCUUAAUCUUCUGGUUUGUCACUUCUACAUUACUUCUGUCUUUUUAUCUCGUCGUGCUAACCAUGUAUGAGUACGUCGGGAGGAUUCAGUGUAACAAGUCUGGUACAUAUUUUGUUACUCAGCUUUGAGGCAUAUUAUGUGAGCCUAGGGAUGACGCCCCGCUACCCAAACAAAGACGGACCAGGGUUCAAAUCUGUAAUCUAGUGGUUUCUAAGACAGUGGUUUUAAUCAGCAGGCCACUGUUGCACAUUUAACAUCUUAGUGCUACUUGUAUGAGGUUUAGCAUUGGGAUGUUAUCAGUAGAUUAAAGCUUUUAGAUAAUUUUGCAUCCAGAGACUACGACUAAUUCACAAAAUACAGUGUUUAUAGACAAUAUGUUUUCGGUAUCUCAUAAAUGGUUUCGCUUCCCGCUUUUAUAGGAGUUUGUAGAUAGUAGGAAUAUGCGUUUAUGCUCGGUCUUACAAUCAGUUACCCAUCUCAAAUUACUCAUACUGGAGCUUAGAUUUAAUCUUCCAUCAAUCCACCCGGGUCUAGUAAAUUUGAAGACCAGUGUGUCAAAUUAUUACACAGGGAUUCGAAAAAGUAUGUCUCUUUAUCACACUUUGUAUUUUACGGAGUCUCUUGUAAAUUGAAUAGGUUUUUGAUUAAACAAACCAUGCACAAAGUGUAACCUUUUAGAGCUAUUAUUAAAAUUAUCAAUGAAAUUAACUGGUUGAUGUAUUUGUUGAAACCUCUAAGAUAAAGUAUUUUAUCGUGUUCUUCACCGCAGAAAUGAAAUCUGGCUCCAAAAUACAAUAAUUUACACCUCUAGAUACGUACAACGUUUAUUUACCAUGUUGACUUAUCAUCGUCUGUUAAAAACUUCAAGAAAAGAUGCUAGUUCCGGAUUAUGGUUGGGACUUAUCGUCCCUGCUUUAUUACUUAAAACAGACAAUAAAGCACUCGCUUACGAAUUUUUUCUAUCUUUAAUUACUGUACUUUUCUUAACGAAGAAUAGUCAUUUUAAACAUGCUGUCAUUCCUAUAUGUAUAUGGCUGAAUUGUCAACAUUUUCACCAUGUUAGUACGGUGAUUCGCCCUUUGUUUACAGUUAUGUUUGUUUUAUUUUUUUCUUACAAAUUACUAAGUCUAUUCCCUUUUUCGUUUACGUUUGGUGAAACUAUACUACUUGCUCAACUUUCUGCAAUAUUUCUUCUUACUGAAUGUAAUUUUGUAGUACCAUUUUUAAUACUCUUUCUAAUUGAACGAUAUUGUAUUAGAUUCUCAGUGAAAAUUGCUUUUUUUGUGUUAAUAACACUUACUAUUUUGACUGGAUGCUUUUGGAUUUACGCUUGUCGUGUAAAGAUAGCUACUAGUUUCAUUAUCAAUCAAAUUGAAUGCUUUAUUGUGUCAACUAAUUUCAUUUUAUUGAUAUUUUGGCUAUGCUUAUUUAUGCUAUGUGUUUAUAUUACUAUUGUUUAUCGUUGUUCUGAUCAUAACACUUAUCGAAUCAUGAAUAGUAGUACAGUUAAGCCAGAAUUUUGUGAUAGUUCAAUUGUAUUAUCCGAUGAAUUGAGCCUGUCUGACCAAAGUGAAUAUUAUGAAUUAUUUAGCGAAAAUGAAUUCAUUAGAAAUAGUCGUACAACGUGUGAUUUAUUAUAUGAUGACAAAGAAGAAACGUUUCAACUUCGUAAACUAUUUCAUUUUGCUGCUGGUAUUGUAUAUUCAUCUGGCUUGCUCUAUUCACCAUAUCUUCUUUCAUUGAUGUCUGUCGCAUUACUUAUUGUAUUUUGGUGUUUUGAAUGGAUCCGAAGGCGAGGGCCAUCUACUCUUUCCUCCUACCUUAGUACUUUGGUUAAUCCAUUUCGUGAUAAACGAGAUUCUGGUGACAUUCUAUUCACACCUAUUGCUCUUUUACUCGGUUUAAGUAUUCCUGUUUGGUGGCCACAAAAUAGAAAUACUAAUGGGAGUAUAAUUAGUAUUGGCAACUUAUGUUACGAAUUGGAUGUGAAGCCGUCAUCAUGGUCAGGAGUUCUAUCAAUAGCUAUAGGCGAUAGUUUUGCUGCAUUAAUUGGACGAGCUUAUGGUAAGCGUCGUUGGCCUGGAUCACAUCGAACAUAUCUAGGAUCUUUCGCUUCUUUCUUUUCUCAAAUGAUUGCAUGGACAAUAAUAUCAUAUUAUUAUUCAUGGUAUUGGUUAACCGGUAUUAUUCCUUUAUUCAUCGGUGUACUUAUUGAAGCAUAUAUUGAUCAAAUUGAUAAUUUAGUUAUACCAUUGAUUGUUAUGCUUAUUUUUCAUAGUUUAUAA